UUAAGCCACCUACAUUGGAUGACUCAAUGUCUCAAUUAGAAAUGUAGUAAUAAUACUACUAUUAAAUACAUUCACCUUGUUAAUAAUAUUCCCCUACCUUCCAAACAACACCUAGUUUUCCACCUUAAUUUAAUCUCUUUUUUUCUCUCUAAAAUUCUUAUCACACAAAGAAUAUUUCUCUCUCCCCAAAUGUCAAGUGAAUCAGUUACUAUUGAGGGUAGUGAUGGGGUUAAUCUUAGGUCAAGAAUCUUUAGACCAACAAGAGAUACCAAAGAUGAAAAUAUGGGUAUUAUUUUGGUUCAUCCAUAUUCAGUUUUGGGUGGUUGCCAAGGUUUAUUAAGAGGAAUUGCAACUGGGUUAGCAAAUGCAGGUUAUUUGGCUGUGACUUUUGAUAUGAGAGGUGUUGGUAGGUCAACUGGUAGCAAAUCUAUUACUGGGUUUUCUGAGAUUAAAGAUGUAAUUACUGUUUGCAAAUGGGUUUGUGAAAAUCUCUCUGUUAAUAGGAUUCUUCUUGUGGGUUCUUCUGCAGGUGCACCAAUAGCUGGUUCAGCUGUGGAUCAGGUUGAGCAAAUAGUAGGUUAUGUGAGUAUAGGAUAUCCCUUUGGAAUGAUGGCUUCAAUCCUCUUCGGAAGACACCACAAGGCUAUAUUGCAGUCUCCAAAGCCAAAGCUUUUUGUGAUGGGAACUCGGGAUGGUUUUACGAGUGUCAAGCAGUUGCAGAACAAGCUACGCUCAGCUGCUGGCCGUGUUGAGACUCAUCUUAUCGAAGGCGCUAGCCAUUUUCAAAUGGAAGGUCCUGACUUUGAUUCUCACACGGUUGAUUUAAUUGUCAGAUUUGCUGAAUCUUUGUAGCACAACUUCUUGAGAGAUUAAAACGCAUUGUGUGUACUACUUGAAGAAUCAAAAGCAGAUGGUGAUGGAUGCAGAAAAUUUAUUUUAAUAGCAUGUUUACAAUGUGGUAUUUCGAUUGUAUUUUUGCAGCUAAUGGAGUAAAAGAUUAGCUUCAUUCAAUCAUU
This is a messenger RNA of Amaranthus tricolor (Joseph's coat), 1016 nucleotides long. RefSeq lists its product as uncharacterized. The record is from RefSeq and is a predicted model, not a curated record. Lineage: Eukaryota; Viridiplantae; Streptophyta; Magnoliopsida; Caryophyllales; Amaranthaceae. Gene Ontology annotation, molecular function: hydrolase activity. Bases 190 to 852 code for a protein of 220 amino acids. The transcript has 3 exons.